This is a messenger RNA of Daktulosphaira vitifoliae (grape phylloxera), 927 nucleotides long. RefSeq lists its product as uncharacterized. Bases 1 to 927 code for a protein of 308 amino acids. Gene Ontology annotation, molecular function: 8-oxo-dGDP phosphatase activity. The transcript has a single exon. Lineage: Eukaryota; Metazoa; Arthropoda; Insecta; Hemiptera; Phylloxeridae. The record is from RefSeq and is a predicted model, not a curated record.
AUGUCUUCAUUUCUCGAAUUAGCUCAGAAGUUUAAUAAUUUUUAUUUAAACAAUAUAAAACAAGAAAAAUGUUAUGCAUUCAUCGUGAAUGGUUUCCAAGUAGGUUUGGUUCAAGAAUCAAUUAUUUCAGAAUUGAGUCGUUACCCAAAUAUAUUUAUUAUUAACAACAAAAACAUAGUACUUAACCCUAUUUUUAAAAAUUACGAAGAGAGGUCUACUCAAGUAGAAAAAGUCCUUCGUGACAUGAAAGAAAAAAGACUAUUUGUUACUCUAAAGGGAUGGAGAGAUGAGUGCUAUGAAGUACGACUAAUGUUUGGAGAUCAACCACAACUGAAAAUGGAUCGUUCUGCAACUUGUUUAUUUGGCAUUUGCAAUUAUGGUGUCGAUAUUAAUGGUUUUGUGAAGCACCCUACAAAAGGUUUGUGUAUAUGGCUUCAACAAAGAUCGUUCACUAAACAGACCUGGCCUGGUAAAUGGAACAAUAUGGUUGCUGGAGGUUUGUCAGUGGGGAAUAGUGUGCUUGAAACUGCUUAUAAAGAAGGAGAAGAAGAAGCAUCACUAUCAUCAGAUCUAUUAAAAAAUUUAAAAUCUACUGGUACCGUGUCGUUUUUUUAUGAAAGUGAAAGAGGGUUAUUUCCUGAUACAGAAUUUGUGUUUGAUUUAGAAUUGCCAAUAGAUUUUAUUCCUUUUAACAGAGAUAAUGAAGUAGAAAAGUUUGAACUAUUAACCAUUGAUGAAACUAUUACCAAAUUAUUAUCUUCUGACUUUAAGACAACCAGUUGUCCUGUAGUUCUAGAUUUUUUGGUAAGACACGCAAUAAUUACACCGGAAAAUGAAAAAAGCUUUCCAGAGUUGGUUGAAUUAUUACAUGUCCCUCUCCAAUUAUUUUAUUCAAAGAAAGAUAUUGAAUUAACUAAAAGUGGCUAA